GGAGAGAGAGAGAGAGAGAGAGAGAGAGAGUUUUGCAGUCGAAGAACCGGUUGCUCUCUCAGCUUUGCUUGCUUAAUAAACAAUAGCCAGAGGGAAGUUAGGCCAACGGUUAGCUUCCCUCCAAACCCUCUGAUUCCCUUGAACUCGAAGCAAAGCUUUUGCGGGUGAAGUCUUGGUCACCAUCUGAGACACCCAACUUCACCUUCCUGACAUAUGCUUUACACCCAUCUUGCUCUGCUCCUUCUAUAUACAGUUGAAAAUCCCUUGGAUCAUGUUCAUAUUGAGGUCUAUACGUAAGUACCCAUUACAGCUUCUGAAAUCUAGUGCCAAGAGAGGUGCUUUCUGGUGUGCUUUUGGGUCUAGAAUCUUAGGUGCUUAAAAGUUACAAGCUUUUGUGGUGUUCGGAGACCUAGAAGAGUUCAUUAGUCUGAGGGGCUUAAUUAAAGAAACCCAUCCAUGGUUGGUGCUUGAUUUUCAUUAUAUCAAGCCGUGGGCUUUCUGGGGUUUGGAAUUCACUAGAGUUGGCUUCUGGAUUGGGGGUUUUGGCAUACUGCUGCUGACAAGCUCACCCCAGAGCUUUAUGUGCGCAGAGAUGAAAGGUCCUCAAAACAGUUCUCAUGGGCCGCCCCACCCAGAUGGUAUUUUUAUUAUGAAAUCUUAUGAAUUGCGUUACACUACAAAUUAGCCGAAAGCCAUUUUUUCAUGAUUCAACAAUAUUAUCUUUGUGAUUUUGAAGUUUCCUUUCGCUGGUAUUCUAUAUAUUUGGAUUGUUUGCGAUGAUAUAGUGGGCAGAGGGAUAACGGUAGUUUAUUAUUUGGAAGAGUUUGGAGUUUGGUUUUUAGUCCAACAAAAAUCAUUCAAAAUGAAUACCAGGCACUUCUUUCCACCGUACUCCUUGUGCAAUUCAGGAAGUGAGAUUUCAUUUUCAUCAAAUCCUCCAGCAGGAGAAGAUCGUAUGGUUGUGGGCAACCGACACAGGCCUACUCGUGCUCUACCUUCUUCGUCUUUAGGAAGGAUGGCGAUGAGGAUCUCUAGAGCAAGGUGGUUCUCUUUCUUAAGAAGAGUAUUCCACUAUCAAAAUGGAUCAAGAUCUGAUCUUGGCUCUAAUCCUUUCAAUUCAAGCACUUGGAUGUUGAUGGAGUUUGUAGCUUUGGUGGUUCAAAUAAGCAUCACAACAUUUACUAUAGCCAUUUCCAAGAAGGAGAAGCCUGUUUGGCCAAUGAGAAUAUGGAUUGUUGGUUAUAAUAUUGGUUGUGUUCUUAGUCUGCUACUACUCUACGGUCGCUACCGGCAUCAUCUCACUCAUGGAGAUGGUUUCGGCCUUUCUGAUGUGGAACAGCAGAGGGGCAGUGAAGAAUCCAGGAUCUCACAUCUAAUGAACAAAUGCCGAACUUCACUAGAAUUAUUCUUUGCAAUAUGGUUUGUGAUGGGUAACGUUUGGGUAUUCGACUCUCGAUUUGGGUCCUUUCAUCGAGCCCCAAAACUUCACGUGCUCUGCAUCUCCCUACUGGCAUGGAAUGCAAUAUGCUACUCAUUUCCAUUCCUGCUAUUUUUGCUGCUAUGUUGUUGCGUGCCACUGAUUAGCAGCCUCGUCGGAUACAACAUGAACACGGGGUCAACUGAUAGAGGAGCAUCCGAUGAUCAAAUUUCUCAGCUUCCCAGUUGGAGGUACAAAGAAGUCGACACCAAGUUAGAGCCUUGCACUAAUACUCACUGUAAUCCCGACCUUGCAAAUGAAGAUCCAGAAUGUUGCAUUUGCCUAGCCAAGUACAAGGACAAGGAAGAAUUGAGGCAGUUGCCAUGUUCCCAUGUGUUCCACCUCAAAUGUGUAGAUCAAUGGCUCCAAAUUAUAUCUUGUUGUCCUCUUUGUAAACAAGAACUAGAGAGGUAGAAAGCAACAUCAUCACCCACAGGCAGAAGUUCAAUCUGUCAUUUUCUAUUUUUACUACACACACACACAUACAUAUAUAUAUAUAUAUAUAUAUAUAUAUUUCAUUUUUCUUUUUCUCACUGUGGUGUGAAAUAAAUGGAUUAUCGUGGUUACUUGAGUGAGUAUUGCUUGUACAGUGGAGGUCACCAGUAACCACUGAAAAAGAAAUCAACCGUGUUUGAGUAUACAAUACAUAUAAAGUGUUGUAGUCUUCUCA
Juglans regia (Persian walnut) is the source of this 2147-nucleotide messenger RNA. Its product is annotated as E3 ubiquitin-protein ligase At4g11680-like. The record is from RefSeq and is a predicted model, not a curated record. Lineage: Eukaryota; Viridiplantae; Streptophyta; Magnoliopsida; Fagales; Juglandaceae. The transcript has 3 exons. Bases 863 to 1891 code for a protein of 342 amino acids.